UCUCCAGGUGUUAGUGUUUGAAAAGACAGUUUCAAACAUGGACACAUGUGAGAGUCUGUUUCUGAGUCUUGAACAUCUUCUCAACUUUAAGCCAGUUUUUCCUUUCAAGUCAAAGACUGACAAAGUAAAUUGAAAACUAAUUUCCCCCUUUCUGUCUGUUCAGUGAGCAGACAUGCAGGUUCAACAGCUGCUCCUCGAAAUUCUGGAAGACCUGAUCGACGAAGAAUUGAAAAUGUUUCAGUGGUACUGCACGAUGGACAACUUGGACGAAUGUAAACGGUUUCCUAAGACGCGUCUGGACAAAGCGUCCCGGAUUGUAACUGUGACCAAGCUGACAGAGAGCUACGGGGAAGAGUCGGCUGUGCGCCUCACUGUUGAGAUCCUGAAGAAGAUGAGAAACAACAGCUUAGCAGAUAAGUUGUGCAGCAUGUAUGCUGAGGGAAGACCAGCUGCUCCCUCCACCUCCUCCUCUGCUCAGAGCCCCCCUGCUGCUGCUGCUGCUGCUGCUGCUGCUGCUCCUGCAGCCACAAUAUCAGCUCAGGAAGGAUCUGUUGUCAUCGCCCCGAUGAUCAGCAGCAGCAGCACCACUGGAUCAUUGAAUAUAACCAUCCACAAACCAUAAAUCAACACAUGAAGAUAAUUAUGACAGAAGGCACAUUAUAUGAUCAUAUUAUUAUUAUUUGUUUUUUACAAAAUACAAUUACAUGAUCCAUGUAGCAUGGAAACCUACAGACCUACAUGUGGGAGACCUUCAGAUGUUUAUGUAAUUUUUUAAAUAACAGCUGCCAGCCAAUUACAAUGAAGUAUUUUCUCAUAACUGUAUAAUCAUUUGUGGUAACACUUUACAUUUCAGUUCCACUGUUUAGUCAGAGUAAGCUCGAUACAGAUAUUUAUAUCACAUUUUAACUUAUUUGUCAGCAGAUAUGAAGGAAUUUUAAAUGUGUUUUUACGGUACAGAAUUUGCUAUAAUGUCUCCCAUUAAGACAUAGUUUGUUAUUACUGCAACUGUGCUUUAAUAUAUUUUCUUUUCAUACACCUAAAUGUUAAACAGAAGAACUUAAUGUGAAGUACUGUGUGUUCAACCUCCUCCAUCAUGCAGAUGUCUGUACAGGGACCAAGUUUUAUCUGUCAGAAGGCUGCUUGGUACCACUAAGAAUAAAACUGAUGUAGCAUCCCUUCA
This is a messenger RNA of Stegastes partitus (bicolor damselfish), 1180 nucleotides long. RefSeq names its product pyrin-like. The transcript is spliced from 2 exons. Bases 173 to 622 code for a protein of 149 amino acids. NCBI's taxonomy places the organism in Eukaryota, Metazoa, Chordata, Actinopteri, Pomacentridae. The record is from RefSeq and is a predicted model, not a curated record.